GAAAACUAGAGUUGACAAAUCGCCUAUAAAUAUCGUAACUUAAUAAAAAAGAACCCAAAAGAGACAAAAUUUUAUUUUGUUACCAUAAUUACAUAUUUCUUUCGAAUAAAUCAAAAUCUUUCUCUGCAACUCCUAAAAUCCUUAGAGAAAGAAAAAAAAGAAAAAAAAAAAAAGCGCUUGUUGUAGCAGUUGAAGCAGAAAAGAAAAAGAAAAAAAAAACAGAGUAACGAAUCCAACAUCACAAAACAAAACACAAACUAAAAAUGGCUCUGAACAGUGUCUCAUCUGAAGAAUUUAGCUUCCCAUCGCUAGCUUCUCAUGAUCCUUCUCACCAUUCUGGUCUCGAUUCACCUCCUUUGUGGAAACACUCGCCGGUUAACUCCUUCCGCCGGAAAGAUUACGACUUUGGUUUAGCGAGAUUACUCAUUGGAAAAGACGAUGAUCAUGAUCAGAGGAAGAGCUUCUCGUACGUGGAGAUGAGAAGUCGUUGGAUGGACGACAAAGAAGAGGAGAAAAUGGAUAUGUUAUGGGAAGAUCUCAACGAAGAAUUGCCUCCAAGAAGCCAGAGUUUAAGGAUUGAACCUGGCGGUGACGGUGGAGAGAAG
Messenger RNA from Arabidopsis lyrata subsp. lyrata, 605 nucleotides. RefSeq lists its product as uncharacterized. The annotation marks the transcript as partial. The record is from RefSeq and is a predicted model, not a curated record. The transcript is spliced from 2 exons. Lineage: Eukaryota; Viridiplantae; Streptophyta; Magnoliopsida; Brassicales; Brassicaceae.